This is a messenger RNA of Morchella sextelata, 741 nucleotides long. RefSeq lists its product as uncharacterized. The transcript has a single exon. The record is from RefSeq and is a predicted model, not a curated record. Bases 1 to 741 code for a protein of 246 amino acids. NCBI's taxonomy places the organism in Eukaryota, Fungi, Ascomycota, Pezizomycetes, Pezizales, Morchellaceae.
AUGCCAGACGUCAACAAGCUCGACACCCCCCCAGCAGCCACGCUGGCCCCCUCGCACACCUCCCGCCCCGCAACCCCCUCCCCCUCCCCCCGCACCAACAUCCACGUCCGCCGCCCCUCCUCCUCCCUCUCCCUCUCCUCCGUCACCUCGCGCCGCACCCCGCCCGACCCAACCCUCCCGCAGCGCCUCCCGCGCCACCACUCCCCGCAGGAGGCCGCGGCCUUCACCGAGCUGCACCAGGAGCUCGAGACCGAACAGGAGGCCCAAGUCAACCGCCUCCUGAACCUCAUCCGGCUGCAGCACCUACAGUCCGACGACGGCAUGUCCACGGCGGCCACCAUCGACUCUGCGUCCACGACCGCGCCGGCGAGCCGCCGUGGGUCCGGGAGGCUCUCGAGGGAGAAUUCGGCGAGGAGGCCGAGUGGGUCGGGGAUUGUGGCGGCGAGCUUUAUUGGUGAUGAGGGGGCGGCGGGCAGCGGGAAUGUGCCGUGGUUGGGGAGUGCGCACUCGGAUAUGGCGUUUUAUGUUGCGGAGGCGCAGAUGCUGGCGAGGGAGAAUGAGAUGCUGAAGAGGAGGAUUAGGGAGCUGGAGAGGCAGGUUGCGGAGUUGGGGGCGAAGGCGGCGGGCGGGGGGGAGGGGGUUGGGUUAGGGGUGGCAGUGGGAGUGGGAGUGGCGGUCGGGGAGGGGGAGGGGGCGGUGGUGGAGCAGGGGCUGCCGGAGGAUUUUGUGCAUGCGCUGUAG